Molecule: messenger RNA, 5965 nt
Organism: Symphalangus syndactylus (siamang)
Lineage: Eukaryota; Metazoa; Chordata; Mammalia; Primates; Hylobatidae
Gene: OSMR
Product: oncostatin M receptor
Cellular component (GO): membrane
Molecular function (GO): cytokine receptor activity; protein binding
Source: RefSeq, a predicted model, not a curated record
CCGCAAAGUCCGGGUUGUGAGGCUGCGCCUCUCUCAGGAUCGCGGCCGUCUCCCCCCGGGGCCGAAGGGAGGGAAUUCCUGUGGGUCUCAGAAGUGCCAAGAGUGCGCGGCAAGACGGGAAAUUGCAAAAGACCUCACCCCUCUGCCCUCCCCCGCGGUUUUCCAGUAACUCCCGCCCCUCCGCGCUUGCCCCGCAGCUGAUUCAUAACCCCGGCCCAAGCCGCCUCUGCACGUCCGCCCCGGCGCCCGCACCCGCGCCCCACGCGCCGCCGAGGACUCGGCCCGGCUCGUGGAGCCCUUCGCCCGCGGCGUGAGUACCCCCGACCGGCCCGUCCCUGCUCUGCUCGCGCUCUGCCGCUGCGCCGCCCUCAGUGGCUUUUCCGACGGGCGAGCCCGGUGCUGCGCGGGAAAGAAUCCGACAACUUCGCAGCCCUUCCAGGCUGGACGCGACCGAGAGUGCAGCCGCCGGUUCCCCUCCUCGGUGCCGCCUCUGCCCAGCGUUUGCCUUGGCUGGGCUACCACCUGCGCUCGGACAGCGCUCGGAGGGUCCUCGCCCCCGGCCCGCCUACCUGAAAACCAGAACUGAUGGCUCUAUCUGCAGUCUUUCAGACAACAUUCUUCUUAACAUUGCUGUCCUUGACUUACCAGAGUGAAGUCUUGGCUGAACAUUUACCGUUGACUCCUGUAUCACUUAAAGUUUCCACCAAUUCUACACAUCAGAGUUUGCAUUUACAAUGGACUGUCCACAAUCUUCCUUAUCAUCAGGAAUUGAAAAUGGUAUUUCAGAUCCAGAUCAGUAGGAUUGAAACAUCCAAUGUCAUCUGGGUGGGGAAUUACGGCACCACUGUGAAGCGGAACCAGGUUCUGCAUUGGAGCUGGGAAUCCGAGCUCCCUUUGGAAUGUGCAACACACUUUGUAAGAAUAAAGAGUUUGGUGGACGAUGCCAAGUUCCCUGAGCCAAAUUUCUGGAGCAACUGGAGUUCCUGGGAGGAAGUCAGUGUACAAGAUUCUUUUGGACGGGACAUAUUGUUCGUUUUCCCUAAAGAUAAGAUGGUGGAAGAAGGCUCCAAUGUUACCAUUUGUUACGUUUCUAAGAACAUCGAAAAUAAUGUAUCCUGUUAUUUGGAAGGGAAACAGAUUCAUGGAGAACAACUUGAUCCACAUGUAACUGCAUUCAGCUUGAAUAGUGUGCCUUUCAUUAGGAAUAAAGGGACAAAUGUCUAUUGUGAGGCGAGUCAAGGAAAUGUCAGUAAAGGCAUACGAGGCAUCGUUCUUUUUGUCUCAAAAGUACUUGAGGAGCCCAAGGACUUUUCUUGUGAAACCCAGGACUUCAAGACUUUGCACUGUACUUGGGAUCCUGGGACGGACACUGCCUUGGGGUGGUCUAAACAACCUUCCCAAAGCUACACCUUAUUUGAAUCAUUUUCUGGGGAAAAGAAACUUUGUACACACAAAAACUGGUGUAAUUGGCAAAUAACUCAAGACUCACAAGAAACGUAUAACUUCACACUCGUAGCUGAAAAUUACUUAAGGAAGAGAAGUGUCAAUAUCCUUUUUAACCUGACUCAUCGAGUUUAUUUAAUGAAUCCUUUUAGUGUCAACUUUGAAAAUGUAAAUGCCACAAACGCCAUCAUGACCUGGAAGGUGCACUCCAUGAGGAAUAAUUUCACAUAUUUGUGUCAGAUUGAACUCCAUGGUGAAGGAAAAAUGAUGCAAUACAAUGUUUCCAUCAAGGUGAACGGUGAGUACUUCUUAAGUGAACUGGAACCUGCCACAGAGUAUAGGGCGCGAGUACGCUGCGCUGGUGACAGCCACUUCUGGAAAUGGAGUGAAUGGAGUGGUCAGAACUUCACCACACUUGAAGCUGCUCCCUCAGAGGCCCCUGAUGUCUGGAGAAGUGUGAACUUGGAGCCAGGAAAUCAUACUGUGACCUUAUUCUGGAAGCCAUUAUCAAAACUGCAUGCCAAUGGAAAGAUCCUGUUCUAUAAUGUAAUUGUAGAAAACCUAGACAAACCAUCCAGGUCAGAGCUCCAUUCCAUUCCGGCACCGGCCAACAGCACAAAACUAAUCCUCGACAGGUGUUCCUUCCAAAUCUGCGUCACAGCCAACAACAGUGCGGGCGCUUCUCCUCCUUCUGUAAUAGUCAUCUCUGCAGACCCCGAAAACAAAGAGGUUGAGGAAGAAAGAAUUGCAGGCACAGAGGGUGGAUUCUUUCUGUCUUGGAAACCCCAACCUGGAGAUGUUAUAGGCUAUGUUGUGGACUGGUGUGACCAUACCCAGGAUGUGCUCGGUGAUUUCCAAUGGAAGAAUCUAGGUCCCAAUACCACAAGCACAGUCAUUAGCACAGAUGCUUUUAGGCCAGGAGUUCGAUACGACUUCAGAAUUUAUGGGUUAUCUACAAAAAGGAUUGCUUGUUUAUUAGAGAGAAAAACAGGAUACUCUCAGGAACUUGCUCCUUCAGACAACCCUCACGUGCUGGUAGAUACGUUGACAUCCCACUCCUUCACUCUGAGUUGGAAAGAUUACUCUACUGAAUCUCAACCUGGUUUUAUACAAGGCUACCAUGUCUAUCUGAAAUCCCAGGCGAGGCAGUGCCACCCACGAUUUGAAAAGGCAGUUCUUUCAGAUGGUUCAGAAUGUUGCAAAUACAAAAUUGACAACCCGGGAGAAAAGGCAUUGACUGUGGACAACCUAAAGCCGGAAUCCUUCUAUGAGUUUUUCGUCACUCCAUUCACUAGUGCUGGCGAAGGCCCCAAUGCUACAUUCACGAAGGUCACGACUCCGGAUGAACACUCCUGGAUGCUGAUUCGUAUCCUACCGCCCAUGGUUUUCUGUGUCUUGCUCAUCACGGUCAUGUGCUACUUCAACAGUCAGUGGAUCAAGGAGACCUGUUAUCCUGACAUCCCUGACCCUUACGAGAGCAGCAUCCUGUCAUUAAUAAAAUUCAAGGAGAAGCCUCACCUAACAAUAAUGAAUGUCAGUGACUGUAUCCCAGAUGCUAUUGAAGUUGUAAGCAAGCCAGAAGGGACAAAGAUCCUAGGCACUAGGAAGUCACUCACAGAAACCGAGUUGACCAAGCCUAACUACCUUCAUCUCCUUCCAACAGAAAAGAAUCACUCUGGCCCUGGCCCCUGCAUCUGUUUUGAGAACUUGACCUAUAACCAGGCAGCUUCUGACUCUGGCUCUUGUGGCCAUGUUCCAGUACCCCCAAAAGCCCCACGUAUGCUGGGACUAAUGACCUCACCUGAAAAUGUACUAAAGGCGCUAGAAAAAAACUACAUGAACUCCCUGGGAGAAAUACCAGCUGGAGAAACAAGUUUGAAUUAUGUGUCCCAGUUGGCCUCACCCAUGUCUGGAGACAAGGGCAGUCUCCCAACAAAUCCAGUAGAGCCACCACACUGUUCAGAGUAUAAAACGCAAAUGGCAGUCCCCGUGCGUCUUGCCUUGCCUCCACCGACCAAGAAUAGCAGCCUCUCCUCAAUUACACUUUUAGAUCCAGGUGAACACUACCGCUAACCAGCAUGCCGAUUUCAUACCUUAUGCUACGCAGACAUUAAGAAGAGCAGAGCUGGCACCCUCUCAUCACCAGUGGCCUUGGUCCUUAAUCCCAGUACGAUUUGCAGGUCUGGUUUAUAUAAGACCACUACAGUCUGGCUAGGUUAAAGGCCAGAAGCUAUGGAACUUAACACUCCCCAUUGGAGCAGGCUUGCCCUAGAGAUGGCAGGAUCAUGGGAGUGUGCUUACCUUCUGCUGUUUGUUCCAGGCUCGCCUUUAGAACAGGAGACUUGAGCUUGACAUAAGGAUAUGCAUUAACCACUCUACAGACUCCCACUCAGUACUGUACACGGUGGCUGUGGUCCUAGAAGUUCAGUUUUUACUGAGGAAAUAUUUCCAUUAACAGCAAUUAUUAUAUUGAAGGCUUUAAUAAAGGCCACAGGAGACAUUACUAUAGCAUAGAUUGUCCAUGUAAAUUUACUGAGCGUGUUUUAUAAAAAACUCACAGGUGUUUGAGGCCAAAACAGAUUUUAGACUUACCUUGAAGGGAUAAGAAUCUGUAGUUCACUGACACAGUAAAAUUAACUCUGUGGGUGGGGGCGGGGGGCAUAGAUCUAAUCUAAUAUGUAAAAUGUGUGAUGAAUCAACAAGAUUUCCACAAUUCUUCUGUCAAGCUUACUACAGUGAAAGAAUGGGAUUGGCAGGUAACUUCUGACUUGCUGUCAGUUGUACUUCUGCUCCAUAGACAUCAGUAUCCUACCAUCAUUUUUUAUGACUACCCCAGAACAUAAAAAGGAAAGUAUAUCACAUAAUUCCAUUCACAGUUUUUGGUUCCUCUUUUCUUUCAAGAACUAUAUAUAAAUGACCUGUUUUCACUUAGCAUCCUUUGGACUCUGCAGUAGGUUGUCUGGGUCAAGAUAACUCUCAGUCACAUUUAUAUUCAUAUUAUGCUAAAAUAGUAAAAUGAAAGCUCAUUGUUGGACAUAAUUUAGAUAUAACUAAAAAGUUCUAUGGAGUGGGAAAUUCCAUGUUGGCUCUGGAGCAACUUUGUCUCCUCUGAACCAAUAUAUUCCAAACCAAUAUAUGCAAAGCACCUGGUACGCAACUGGUAUUUUAGUACAUGUUGGUUCUUUUGGUGCAAUCUCAGCUCACUGCAGCUUCCGCCUCCUGGAUUCAAACAGUUCUCCUGCCCCAGCCUCCGGAGCACCUAGGACUCCAGGUGCAUGCUACCACACCUGACUAGUUUUUAUAUUUUUAGUAGAGAUUGGGUUUUACCAUGUUGGCCAGGCUGGUCUCAAACUCCUGACCUCAGGUGAUCCACCUGCCUCGGCUUCCCCAAGGGCUGGGAUUACAGGUGUGAGCCACCAUGCCCAGCCUAUUAUUUGUCACAUUGUCACAUUUAUUUUACUUUUAUUUUUUGAGACGGAAUUUCGCUCUUGUUGCCCAGGCUGGAGUGCAAUGGUGCAGCCUUGGCUCACUGCAACCUCCGCCUCCCAGGGUCAAGCAAUUCUGCUGCCUCAGCCUCCCGAGUAGCUGGGAUUACAGGCAUGCACCACCACACCCAGCUAAUUUUGUAUCUUUAGGAGAGACAGGGGUUUCACCAUGUUGGUCAGGCUGGUCUCGAACUCCUGACCUCGGGUGAUCUGCCUGCCUUGGCCUCCCAAAAUAUUGGGAUUACAGGUGUGAGCCACUGUGCCUAGCUGUCACAUUUCUAAACAAGCACGAAAGGGGUUUUUUUGUCUUCUUGCCUGCCGUCAGCAUGUUGGAAAUGGCUCUGUCUAUGCUUAUGCCUCUGGUGCCCAAUGCCUUGCACUGUGCCAUUCAACACUAUGAAGAGAAACAAGUAGCCACACCUCAAAAUAAUGUGGCUGUCAACUGGCCUAAAUAAACCUACACAAACCAGUACUUGCUUUCUGCUGGAAACAUUGAUUAUGUGCUCCUCACGUAGUAGAAAGCGGUAUCCUGAUUAGUCUAACAGUUGUGUUAGACUUUAGGGCCAGUAUUGUCAGCAUUUAUUUAUUUAUGUACCAUUGUUAUGAUGAUGGGAUUAUAUUUUUCAUUUGACUCUUCACGAAAAUGUCAAUGACAUUGAUGACUGGUUUGUACAUUUUUCAUAUAGUUUUGUUUAAAAAAUAAUUCACACAAAACCUUGAAGUCAUUUUUGCUAUUGAAAUAAACCUUAAAAUAUUUCAUCAUCACAUUGUGUUUUAUCUCCCUCAAUAAAAUGAAAAUCAAUCUAGUAAUUACUCACUUUAGAUGAUACAUCACCUCGUGAACUUACUAAAUAAAAAUGUAAAUUCCUGGAUAUGACUACAAACCUCUUAAUCAGAAUCUUUCUUUGGGGCAUGGACCUGGAAUCUAUUUUUUAUCAGUUCCCAGGCAUUCAUCUACACACUAAACUUCGAGAAUCACUCGCCUAAAUCAAAUGAAGUCUUUCUGAAAUAAUAUAACAACAUGCCAGUAGGAAAUG